AAGAGAAGCAAUCAUCACCAAGGACAACCCCAAUAGGUGUAAGCCUAAUAGGUAAUGAUAAACUAGAUAGGAUGAAGAAACUGAAGAAACUUUUCCAUUCAUUAAUAUCAGCAAAGAAAUCAGGUCGCCGACGAAAACCAUCACAGAAUGAACCGGUUCAUGAUAAAUUAGUGAUCUACCAAACAAACCAACUAGCUUCUGCUGAUGGAACUUACACGAAUGAAAAAGGCAAAGGAGAUACUUCUAUGUCUAAAACUCUAGAUAUAAACUCCCAGACACCAUGUCACCAGGAUACGAAAGUAAAACAUGAAAGAAAUAUAUUUUCAAUAAAUCUAUCUACCACAGAUGAUGAAAAAAGCAACAGUAAUUCAGCAGAGAAGCAUUCAGAAAGAAAUAUAUUUGCGUCACUUCUCUUAAAAGCAAAUGACACCUCCAAAAUUUUUAAGGAACCAGAAAAAGAUACUAUCAAAGAUACAUCACAAGGAAUUGACAUCUCUGAAAUACAACUCAUGGAUGAAGAAAAUGAUAAUCUCAAAGAUACACCAAAGGGAAAUAACCUCUGUGAAAAACUGAAUGAUGCAGAAAUAGAUACUCUCAAAGAUGGAUCAGAAGAAAAUGACAAUGCUAGCAGUAUAUCACAAGCUACUUUCAAUCGGCUCAAGAAUAACAUUGAGAAGCUCAGAAACAUAUCCCAAGAGAAACACCCUAAAAGAUCACAGGGAAAGUCCAAAAAUAACCCUUUAGAAAAGUCCUCAAC
Messenger RNA from Owenia fusiformis, 757 nucleotides. NCBI's taxonomy places the organism in Eukaryota, Metazoa, Annelida, Polychaeta, Sabellida, Oweniidae. The record is from the annotation of a GenBank genome assembly.